Molecule: messenger RNA, 1413 nt
Organism: Schizophyllum commune H4-8
Lineage: Eukaryota; Fungi; Basidiomycota; Agaricomycetes; Agaricales; Schizophyllaceae
Exons: 1
Coding region: 1-1413 (470 amino acids)
Source: RefSeq, a predicted model, not a curated record
AUGUCCCUCGCUGAUUCACGCCAUGCGCCAGGUUCUGAUCGCUCGCAUGCCCCCCUGAUCAACGACUUGCCCGCAGAGCUGCUGUCGUCGAUUUUCGAGUGGUAUAUGUUCCCGGGAGAGCCUGGCUUUUUUGGCGAUUAUUUUCCAGAGGUGCCGCUCGUGGUCUCUCACGUGUGCAGACUAUGGCGCGAAACCGCCCUUGAUCUGCCCUUCAUGUGGCGCCGCAUCCUCGUCAAGACCUGCCAGAACGAAGGCCGCUACCUUCUCGCCCAGAUGUUCUUGCAGCGUACCAAAGACCAGACUAUCGCGCUAUGCUACUCCGAGACAGGGUGCAAAAAGGAUCAUCGAGGGAAGCCCUGUACGGCCGCCAUCGAGUUCGUCAUCCGCAACAUAGGGCAGUUGCACUCUCUCAUCCUCGAGGACAUCGAAGGCGAGACCCUUUCUUGCCUGUCCAAGAUUCCCGGUGAUGCCGCAUCUCGCCUGUCGUGUCUCGUCGUCACAGUUGAUUGGCGAUGCCAGGCCUUUCCGCCGGUGACCAUGCAGGCUGCGCUCUCUCCCCUCUACCGCGCACCAUCGCUGCGCAUCCUCGACUGGGGACUGCAUACACUCGAAAAAGAUAUUCUUUGGGGGCAACUGACGCGGGUGGAAACGACGAUCUCCUCUAUCGACGUCAAGGACUUCUUGCAUAUUCUCGCUUGCGGGAAGGUCCUUCAGUCCGUCAGGGUGUAUCUCGAGAACCCCCGGCAGAUGGACGAGGCGGUCCAAGUCUCGACAGCGCGCUAUGCGCCUGUUGAGAAUGUCACAAUCAGGGAAAUGGAUCUAGAGUGUGAUGGGCCGCAGGACGACCUCUUUCGCGCUCUCCGUCUUCCGAAUCUGACGCGCCUAGCGCUCUCUCCCCUGAGUGAAUCCGACGGGAUGAGAGUGCUAUUCAACGACUUUCAGGUCUUUUCUGACUUCCUGGGUCGUGUCAGAGGUGGACUCCAGGAAUUUGCCCUUGACUACGCCCACGAUCAACUCGAAGAUAUGGUCCGCAUCCAAAUAUUUGGCCUUCCACAGAUGUCGACGCUGCUCAAUCUGCGCAUAAGGGAAACAGCAGGAGGUGCAGGGGACGACUUCUUUAAGGCUCUCACGAUUGACUCGCGUGGGUCGGCUCCGCUGCUACCUCGCCUCACGAGUCUCCGGACGAGUGCUUGCACAACGACGGACGGUGUUAUCUCGCGGAUGCUUCAGUCUCGCCACACGCACCGCUAUCCUCUGCGCAACAUUUUUCUUGGAUACCCCUGCGGCACUGCUGUUCCCCAGCCUAGGGAUGCCGCGGCGUACGACACGCUGAGUGCCAUGGGAUGGGAGAUCGGGAUAGAAGAGCUUCCCAUGCCCUUUUCAUGGUCAGAUCAAGAGUCAGUUUGGGAGUGA